Caenorhabditis sp. 36 PRJEB53466 is the source of this 1521-nucleotide messenger RNA. The record is from the annotation of a GenBank genome assembly. NCBI's taxonomy places the organism in Eukaryota, Metazoa, Nematoda, Chromadorea, Rhabditida, Rhabditidae.
AUGAUAACACUUUACACGCUCCUCUUCUCCAUCACAGUUUCCGUCGUGUUCUGUGCGACUGGCGAUUUCACAGUUGACACGUAUCCAAACCCGAGAAGAGGCGGAUUCAAGGAGUGCGGUCUGCGGAGCGCUGGAAGUGUUUGCGAUCCAUAUGAGGUACGUUCUGAGUCGGUCAGUUGAACUUUUGUUUGGACUCAGUUCCGAGCGAGAAUGAGAUGAAGUGCUAGGAAAACAAGAAAUCGGAUGAGACCAAGAGUCAGUUUUCAAAGGUCGGACGGUUUAUUAGUGUGUUCAACAAUGAGUUUUGAGUUGAUCAAAAACAUAUUCAGAAAAUUUUAGUGGUAAACUGUUACUUCUCAAUGAAAACCUCUAAAUUUGCAUAUGAAUUUGACAAUACUCCACUUCACACUUUCAAACUGACAUUGCUAGAGAAAAAUAGUUGAUCAAUUGAAAAAGUUAAAAUUUUAGUUUGAAAUUCCAGAUUUGUGAAAGUAUUCUGACAAAAUGCAAUGUUUCAGACCCUGAGCGAAUCGGAGCGAUAUCGCAUUAACACUGCGCUUGUCAGUUUCCGAACGAAAACGGAAUUGAGUGGAAAUGACUUUUGCACCAGAAAAGGAACAGAUGCAAUGUUUGUCAUCGUCAACCAGGUAAGUUAGGGUUCUAUAUUGAUGUCAACGUCUAAAAAUAUCACUUUUUGCAAAAUGAAUACAAAAUGAACAUUUCUUCAGGCAUCACAACAAUUUACUGACGAUCUUCGUAAACACUGGAACGACAUAGACACGCAGUGCGGUCGCUUUGGUCUUCUUCUUCUCUCGUUCGAAGACCGACGCAUUUAUGGGUCGUUUGAUGAACGAUCACCAAUUAGUAAGCGAUUGAACCUUUCAAAGUUACUAGAGAAUCAAAUAGAUGCGUUUGAUUUAUUGUGAUCUGGUCACGAUGAUGAAAUUUUUAGUUUUAAAAUCAGUUUAGUGCUGGUAAAAGAAAAACAGCUGCAUUCUAAGAAAACUGAAUUGUACACUCGAAAAUUGUGUAAACUUGGAAAUGAUCACUGUUCACUCAUUAACCCGAAAUGAAUAGUUUCACAAGAGAGAAUGUCACUCAAACAGGUUUAUAUAAAACAAGAAGACAUUUCUACCGAUGGAAUAAUAUUCUCUGAGAUUGUGUUGAAGUGAGGCGUGUGAAACUCUACUAGGGAUAUUUCAAAGGUCGGAUGAGCUAGUUUUUUUGCGUUGCCAACAAAAAUGCAUUCAAAAUAUUCAAAUCCUUUUAUUCAGUCACGCAUUUUUACGUAAUAUAUUUUCAGAAAUGUCUCAACUCCAGGCGAUUAUUGCCACGGAAGACGCUCACAUUCAAACCGGAAGUUUCACCACUGCUGUCACCAACAUCCUCAAGGAAGUCGCAGCCUCCAUGACCCCAUUGUCGGGAUCCACAACUCAACCACCAACUACAACCAUGUCAGCUUCUACUCAAUUUACCAUUGCUUCUGUAUUUUUGACUUUUCUGCUAUCAUAUCUUCUCUAG